Messenger RNA from Effrenium voratum, 1809 nucleotides. NCBI's taxonomy places the organism in Eukaryota, Dinophyceae, Suessiales, Symbiodiniaceae. The record is from the annotation of a GenBank genome assembly.
AGGGAGCAUUCCCUCCUGCUCAAUUGGCUCGAUCAGAUCCCUGAUAGCCCGCGACCAGUGAAAGUAUUUGGCCGCGCCAAUGCUCCGGUCCCUGCACUCCCUGCGGCCGCUGGCAAGGACCAGGCACUUCUCCGCUGUGAAGUUGCCGGCGGACUCCAAUCAAGCUCAGGGGAUCGGUCAGUACGCCAAGGACCUCAUUGAUGGCAAGUUUGGGGACCAUGUGGACGCUUCGGUGUAUGAGCGGGUGGAAAUGUUCCACACCGAUUCUGUCAUGUGUGGGAUCUCCGCCCUGGCGCUGAAGACCAACGCCCCCACCAUCCUGCGGGAGGAGGCCUUGACCUACAGCGACCCCAAAGGCGCCACAGUCUUCGGCAGCACCGCCAAGUGCGCGCCGGAGAAGGUGAUCGCCGCCAACGCCUCCGCGGUCCGGGAGUGGGACUCCAAUGGCACCGUCUUCGGCUAUAACCCGAAGAUCCCGGGCCACGACGCAGGGGAGUUCGGUCACAACGACUUCUACCCGGUGGUCAUGGCAGCGGCUCAGGUGACUGGAACAGUGGACGGCAAGAAGGCCCUGCUGGCCAUGAUUGCUUUGGAUGAGAUCCGGGGCAGAUUGGCGGAGGUCUUCAGUCUGAAGAGCUACAAGAUCGACCACGUGGUGCAUGGCGCCAUUGCCUCCGCUGCAGUGUACGGAGCGCUGCUGGGAGCCUCCGUGGAGGAGAUCGAGAGUGCCAUUGGCAUGGCCGUAGCGCACUACAUCCCCUUCAGGGCCAUCCGAGCAGGCAAGCAGCUCUCGGACUCUAAGGGCGCCUCUGCGGCCAUCUCCACGGAGGCGGCGGUGCUCGCCAUGCGCCGCGCGAUGCGUGGCUUCGUGGGGCCCAAGGACAUCUUCCGGAACCCCGAGGCCAUUUUCCGGUUCUUCGAGCCGAGCACCGGCACAGGCAAGAGCAAGGACAACAUCGACAUCGCGCUGAGCAACAAGGUCCGCUGGGGGCCGGGGCCCAGCCCUUUCAACCUGGUGCUGUCUCACAGCGGCGAUGAUUUCGCGGUCAUGGGCAUGCACUUCAAGCUGGGCCUCUACGAGCAUCAGUCCGCCGGGGCCCUGGAGGGCCUCCUCACCGCGCUGGUGCAGAACCCGGAGCUCGCGGCAGGCGGGGUGGAUGGCAUCCAGAACAUCAACAUCAUCGCCUACGAGCCUGCCUUCGGCAUCAUCGGGGACCCGGCAAAGAAGGAUCCGAAGACCAGACAGUCUGCGGACCACUCGAUGGCCUUCAUCGUGUCCAGGAUCCUCACGAAAGCCAUCAGCGGCAAGGUGCCUAGCGCCAUGGAUGAUGCCUGGAUGCAGCUUAUGCUGUCCCCCUAUGACUACGGCAAAGACGCGCUUUAUGAGAAGACAACGCGGGCGUUGAUGGAAAAGAUCACGUUCAGCCAUGGUGGGCCAGAGUACGAUGCCAAGUACCCUGACGGCAUUCCCACCGCCAUUGACAUCACCCUGGGCAGCGGCAAGGUGAUUAGCAGCGGCAUGGUGAUGUACCCCUCCGGCCACGCGAGAAACACCACCGCCGACUUGAAAAAGAUCCUGCAUCACAAGAACCGCAUGUUGGGCGACAUCGUUUUCACGGAGCGCGGAACCGUGGAUCAGUUUGUCACCCGACUGGAAGGGAUGAAGGAUGCCUCUCCGGCUGACGUGGGCAAGUUGUAUGAGUUUGACUUUAACAAGAUGAAGCAGCACGACUGCAUCGAUGGCUGAGCUUAGGACGGGAACGCGCAAGGCUAGGGCCUUUGGACUGCGAACUGCAAUGAUACAACCCA